This is a messenger RNA of Arabidopsis arenosa, 2784 nucleotides long. Lineage: Eukaryota; Viridiplantae; Streptophyta; Magnoliopsida; Brassicales; Brassicaceae. The record is from the annotation of a GenBank genome assembly.
UCAAUUAUGAGACGGCGAAAUGAAACCCCCAAAGACGAUAACGGCGACGACGACGGCGGAGGACGAACCCACCAUGCGGAAACAGCCGCCUUCGCCUCCACAGCCACCGCCUGACAAUUCUAUGCUCCAUUGGUGGCGGAGAUGGACGGUGUUGGUGGCGGCUAUCUGGAUUCAAGCAUUCACCGGCACUAACUUCGAUUUCUCUGCCUACUCUUCCGACAUGAAGUCGUCCAUGGGGGUUUCUCAGUCGCGGCUUAACUACAUGGCGGUUGCUUCAGAUUUGGGUAAAGCAUUGGGUUGGUCUUCAGGUUUCGCCAUUGCCUAUUUCCCUGUCUCCGGCGUGUUAUUCGCUGCCGCCGGAAUGGGACUCGUCGGUUACGGUGUCCAGUGGUUAGCCAUCGCCGAUGUGAUAGAUCUGCCUUACUCUCUGGUUUUGGUUUGCUGCUCCUUAGCCGGGUUAAGCAUCUGCUGGUUCAACACCGUCUGCUUCAUCCUCUGCAUUCGACAUUUCGAAGCAAACCACUCGCUGGCCUUGUCUCUCGUUGUGAGUUUCAACGGAAUCAGUGCUGCGUUGUACACGCUUGGCCAUGAAGCCAUUAGUGGGAAAUCAUCGGCAAGCUCUGAUAUUUACCUUCUUCUUAACUCUCUCAUCCCUCUGAUAGUCUCUGUUUUAGCCCUUUGGCCGGUCCUUACUAACCCUAAUUCCUCUGAAUCCGAUACUAGCCGUACACAUGACGAAACCCGAGUCUUUGUAGUUUUCAAUGUCUUAGCCUUAGUCACAUGCUUUUACCUUCUCUUGCCUUCCUCAGGCACCUACUUAGCUUCAUCACCUCGUUGGCAUUUCCUUGGAGCCAUUUUCCUUCUCCUUUUCCCAUUGUGCGUCCCGUUUCUCGACUAUAUUCACCGCGCUCUCGAGUCCUGUUUCCACCAUCACAGCUCUGGCUAUGCAGUGGUUAACAUUGAGGAGCCCAAGAUCCUCAAAAGUCAAAAGGUUAAUGCGGAGGAGGAAUGUAAUACAGUGAGACUCGGAGAUGAACAUUCUCUCGGAAUGCUGGUUCGUAGGCUUGAGUUUUGGUUAUACUACGUAGCUUAUUUCUGCGGCGGCACGAUUGGUCUUGUUUAUAGCAACAACUUAGGACAGAUCGCUCAGUCUCUAGGACAAAGCAGCCGGAGCGCUAAAUCUUUAGUCACACUUUUCUCUGCCUUCUCCUUUCUCGGAAGAUUGCUCUCCUCUGCACCUGACUUCACUCGCAAGAAACUAGACUACUUGACAAGAACAGGCUGGUUCACCAUUUCGCUACUUCCAACACCUUUGGCCUUCUUCAUUCUCGCGUAUUCACCCAAGACCAACCAGACAGCGCUAUUAGAAGUUUCUACAGCACUUAUCGGGUUAAGCUCGGGGUUUGUGUUUGCGGCUGCCGUUUCCAUAACUUCAGACCUCUUUGGGCGCAACAGUGUCGGUGUCAACCAGAACAUCCUCAUCACAAACAUUCCCAUCGGAUCGCUCUUUUACGGCUACAUGGCUGGGUCUGUCUAUGACACAAAUGCCAGCCUCGGCAGGAAAUCUGUGGUCUCUGACUCGGUUGUUUGCAUAGGAAAAAGUAAAAAACGCGUCAGGGAAGAGAAGAUGGAUCCGAAUUCCACGCUUUCCGGCGAGGGCCAGGCUUUGGCGGCGAUAGAGCAUCGAUCCUUCGCUCGGAUCGGAUUCUUGGGAAACCCGAGCGAUGUAUACUUCGGGCGUACCAUAUCAUUGACCAUCGGUAACUUCUGGGCCUCCGUGAAGCUGGAGCCGUCCCAGCAUCUCGUAAUCAAGCCUCAUCCAUUCCAUGAUCUCGUCCAGUUCACCUCUCUCGACCAUCUCCUGAAUCGUUUGCAAAAUGAAGGAUACUACGGUGGUGUAAGGUUGCUAAUGGCGAUAUGUAAAGUAUUUCGUAACUAUUGCAAAGAGAAUGACAUUCAACUUCACCAAGGCAACUUCUCUCUUUCUUAUGAUACCAAUAUCCCUAGGCAGACAGGGCUUUCGGGUUCUAGUGCCAUCGUAUCCGCUGCCCUUAACUGCCUUCUAGACUUCUACAAUGUCAGGCAUUUGAUCAAAGUACAAGUCCGCCCUAACAUUGUUCUCAGUGCAGAGAAAGAACUUGGUAUUGUUGCUGGUCUUCAAGACAGGGUUGCUCAGGUCUAUGGUGGUCUUGUUCACAUGGAUUUUAGUAAGGAGCACAUGGAUAAAUUGGGACAUGGGAUUUAUACUCCUAUGGAUAUCAGUCUGCUCCCUCCUUUGCAUCUCAUCUAUGCUGAGAAUCCUAGCGACUCCGGGAAGGUACAUAGUAUGGUUCGGCAAAGAUGGUUAGACGGUGAUGAGUUUAUAAUCUCAUCAAUGAAAGAAGUCGGAAAUCUAGCAGAAGAAGGUCGAACUGCAUUACUCAACAAGGACCAUUCCAAACUUGUGGAACUCAUGAACCUUAAUUUCGACAUUCGGAGGCGGAUGUUUGGGGAUGAAUGCUUAGGAGCAAUGAACAUAGAGAUGGUGGAAGUAGCAAGGAGGGUUGGUGCAGCUUCAAAGUUCACUGGAAGUGGAGGAGCAGUGGUGGUUUUCUGCCCUGAAGGUCCAUCUCAGGUGAAGCUUCUGGAAGAAGAAUGCCGGAAAUCGGGAUUUAUGCUUCAGCCGGUAAAAAUCGCCCCUUCAUGUUUGAAUGAUUCUGACAUUGAGACCUUAUGAAAGCCAUGAUCAAGUCUUCUUCACACGAUUGACCCAUUUUUCAAGAGAAAUAAACAUGUGAGCUUUAA